Molecule: messenger RNA, 1520 nt
Organism: Daphnia carinata
Lineage: Eukaryota; Metazoa; Arthropoda; Branchiopoda; Diplostraca; Daphniidae
Gene: Hey
Product: hairy/enhancer-of-split related with YRPW motif protein-like
Exons: 3
Coding region: 172-1215 (347 amino acids)
Biological process (GO): anterior/posterior pattern specification; regulation of neurogenesis; regulation of transcription by RNA polymerase II
Cellular component (GO): nucleus
Molecular function (GO): protein dimerization activity; RNA polymerase II cis-regulatory region sequence-specific DNA binding; DNA-binding transcription factor activity, RNA polymerase II-specific
Source: RefSeq, a predicted model, not a curated record
UCGUCCGCCAGCAGCAGUCCAGUGAGCAAGUACACUCUCCGCUACAUCUAGUACUCUUCCUAUUUUUACCCUCUACACCAUCGACAUCUACCUGACGGCGACUCUAUCCUUUCCGGCAACCGGAAGAUCCACCGAGACACAAGUGCCCAUCGAAUCCGGCAGUCUAGUUCCAUGCAGAUGUGGAGAAACAAGCGAGCCCUAAGCGAGAGUGAUUGUGAGGAUCUCUACCACGACGAACACUCCAAUAAAGAUUGUUCUUCACCUGGUGAAGGCUUGAACGAAUCUUGCGGCACAUCCAGUACAGGAGGCAACAUGACACGCAAAAGGAGGCGCGGAAUUAUUGAGAAGCGACGAAGAGAUCGAAUCAAUCAUAGUUUGUCCGAGUUGAGACGUCUAGUGCCAUCAGCUUUCGAAAAACAAGGAUCGGCUAAAUUGGAGAAAGCAGAGAUUCUCCAGCUCACCGUCGAUCACCUUAAAAUGCUCCAUGCCAAAGGUUUGGAUGCGCUGGCUUAUGAUCCACACAAGUUCGCUAUGGACUACCACAACAUUGGAUUCCGUGAAUGCGCGGCGGAAGUAGCGCGCUACUUGGUCUCUGUAGAGGGGAUGGACGUCCAGGAUCCGAUGCGCUUGCGGCUGAUGUCGCACCUGCAGUGCUUUGCCACUCAACGUGAACUCAGCAACAAACCAGUGACUGCUGGUACGGCAUCUGGCGCCGUGACUUCGCCCGUUUCUACCGCCGCAACUCCAUCAUCUGCCGUCAACACUCCGGCCCCCAGCAACGCUUGGCCUUUCCCACCAACUCCCAGUGGCUACGGUGGCGGGCAUAACGUCAAUACCGUCCAGCAUCACAAUUUCAACAAUCAUCCGGCAAAUAGUUCGGGAGGUCAGCAAAGUGGAACUCCCGGCCCUAGUAGCGUGUUUGAUCAGUCGGCUCACCACUACGGAAUGGAUAUGAGCAAUUCUUUUGGUCAUCCAUCUGCGAAUACUGCCCGUCUUCACCAUCCGCACACGACGAUGCCUCACCAUCACAGCGGCGGAACGAUGACGACGCUGCAACCCGUUCAGCCUGGACAUCCCCAUCAUCCGGCUACGGCUGCUUAUCCUCAUGUCAAUCAUCAUCCUUUCCCCUCGCUGGCCGCUCAGAAUGCCAGCUACAGCACUUCCGGCAACCAAGUCAGACCAUACAGGCCCUGGGGUGCCGAAUUGGCUUAUUAAUACUUACGCAUUUUUUGGAAAGGAUUUAGUUCUAUUCCAUUAAUAUGUACAAAUGCUAAUCAGUUUUUUUGCUAGUCAGCAACAUCUUCAACGAGACCAAUAUGAUUGUUCAGUUGAAUCUUUUUUAUUUCUAAACGUUUGUGCCCAGAGAAAGUAACAUGAGCUCAUAAGUCGCCUUCCUUUUCAAAUGUUUUAUAAUACCGAGCAAUUUCAUGACGUAAUUUACGACAUUUGGAUUAAUGUUCAAUGACGUAUGAGAAUGGACCAAUUUUCUUAGUGUUUUGUGAUGAUCUCUCGAUAUGCAA